AUGACGCGUCGGCCACCCGCCCCGGCAUCCCUCCGCCUCGGCCUCCUCCUCGCCACCUCCCUGCUCACCCGCUCCUCGCUCGCCGUCGUCCCCCCCCACCCAGCCACCCUCCGCGUGCAUGACCAGCCGCCCGCCGCCGCCUCCGACGACACCCCGCUCCCGCUCGUCAUCUGGCACGGCCUGGGCGACAGCUUCGCCGGCGACGGCGUCCGCGAGGUGGCCGCCCUCGCCGACGCCGUCCACCCGGGCACCUACGUCCACACCGUCGCCCUCGGCAAGGACCCGGCCGCGGACCGCUACGCCACCUGGUACGGCAACCUGACGGACCAGGUCCAGGCCGUGUGCGACGCCCUCGCCGCCCACCCCAUCCUCUCCACCGCCCCGGCCGUCGACGCCCUCGGCUUCUCCCAGGGCGGCCAGUUCCUGCGCGCCUACGUCGAGCGCUGCAACGCGCCCCCCGUCCGCAGCCUCGUCACCUUUGGCAGCCAGCACAACGGCAUCGUCGAGUUCCGCGCCUGCGGCCCCGCCGACUGGCUCUGCCGCGGCGCCAUGCUGCUCCUGCGCUACAGCACCUGGAGCUCCUUUGUCCAGGGCCGCCUCGUCCCCGCCCAGUACUUCCGCGACCCGGCCGACCUGCAGCCGUACCUCGACAACUCCAACUUCCUCGCCGACAUCAACAACGAGCGCGGGCCCGCCCGCCGCAACGACACGUACCGCCGCAACCUCGCCCGUCUCGCAAACUUUGUCCUGUACAUGUUCGACGCCGACACCACCGUCGUCCCGCGCCAGACGUCAUGGUUCGCAGAGGUCAACGGCUCCGACGUGGUGCCCCUGCGUGAGCGCCAGCUCUACCGCGAUGACUGGCUCGGCCUGCGCCAGCUCGACGACAAGGGCCGUCUGUUCUUCCGCUCCCUGCCGGGCGACCACAUGGACAUUCCGCUCCAGGUGCUCAACGACACCAUGGUCGAAUUCUUUGGGCCCUCGAAGCGCUCCUUUGCCAAGAGCGGCGCCGAGUUUGAGCCCGACGAGCUGUAA
Messenger RNA from Hirsutella rhossiliensis, 1035 nucleotides. Its product is annotated as palmitoyl protein thioesterase domain-containing protein. Lineage: Eukaryota; Fungi; Ascomycota; Sordariomycetes; Hypocreales; Ophiocordycipitaceae. The record is from RefSeq and is a predicted model, not a curated record. The coding region runs from base 1 to 1035 and encodes 344 amino acids. The transcript has a single exon. Gene Ontology annotation, cellular component: lysosome. Gene Ontology annotation, molecular function: thiolester hydrolase activity; palmitoyl hydrolase activity.